CUGGUAUGAACUCUCCUCAGACUCGAAGUCGAAAGUCAGUAGUUUUAGUCCACGAGCGCUGGAGAAAGUCAGUGGGGGUCCCACACUGCGAGCCUACCCUUCUCUAUUCGCCUUGUGGACACCCCUAAAUGAAUAAUAAAAUGUCGCCUUUGGUGUCCCCUCGCUUUUUUUCCGAAAAGGAGGUAUCCAAACAUUGCACCAAGGAUUCGUGCUGGGUGUUGUUAGGGACGCGCGUCUACGAUGUGACGGGGUUCCUCCGGAUGCACCCGGGCGGAGAGGCGCUCAUCCUCCGCCGCUCUGGCAAGGACAUCAGCCGGGAGAUCGAAGGACCCCCACACCGGCACUCGGAGAACGCUCGGAGGUGGAUGGAGCAGUACUACAUUGGUGAACUCGGCAAAAACAGCAUAGAUGAAGAUACGGAGACUCUGAAACGGAGGAAAAGGAUCCCAGAAAGCACCACAGAAGAAGAAGAAGAAGAAAUUCCGGCCGUCAAUAAGUGCAGCAAAGUCGAUGACGAAACGGAUCUGGUAGACUGGAGGAAGCCACUGGCCUGGCAGGUGGGAUACCUUGGAGAGAAAUAUGACACGUGGGUCCAUCAGCCUGUGGACAGACCGAUCAGGCUGUUCGAGAAUGACUUUUUCGAGGCCAACACAAAGACUUACUGGUACAUGGUGCCAAUUGUAUGGAUGCCUUUGGUGAUCUAUCUGAGCUGGUACUGCUAUUCGUUUCUGGCACAAGAGAGGACAAGACUGUUUAUUACAUCAGACUACUCCAUUCUGGUCCACAAGUACAGUUUUCCGUUAAUUUUCAUGCUUGGCAUGUUCCUGUGGUCGUUCAUGGAGUACUGCAUCCAUCGCUUCGUCUUCCACAUGCGCCCACCCGCCCACAAUUAUUACCUUAUCACACUGCACUUCCUGUUGCAUGGUCAGCACCACAAGUCUCCGUUUGACGGCUCUCGUCUGGUGUUUCCUCCGAGUCUGGCCGCCAUCGUCAUUGGUGCUUUUUACCUGACACUCAUGCAGCUGUUCUCUGAGGGUCUGGGAUUGUCCCUGUUCGUCGGGGGUCUGUGUGGAUACGUGGUCUACGACAUGAUCCACUACUACCUGCACUACGGCUCGCCACGGAAGGGCUCCUACUUGUACGGGCUGAAAGCGUACCACGUCAAACACCACUUUGAACACCAAAGGGCAGGUUUUGGGAUCACUACCAGAUUCUGGGACUACCCCUUCAAAACAGUCAUUCCUGAGCAGACGUUUUAGAAGACCUUUUUUUUGCCACAAUGACCAAAUCAAAAUCCCCCCCAAACAAACUCCCAUAAGCCACUCUCUUCUGCAUUCUCCCUUUAGCACU
Messenger RNA from Carassius carassius (crucian carp), 1350 nucleotides. Its product is annotated as fatty acid 2-hydroxylase-like. The record is from RefSeq and is a predicted model, not a curated record. The transcript has 7 exons. The coding region runs from base 129 to 1259 and encodes 376 amino acids. Gene Ontology annotation, molecular function: iron ion binding; fatty acid 2-hydroxylase activity; heme binding. Gene Ontology annotation, cellular component: endoplasmic reticulum; membrane. NCBI's taxonomy places the organism in Eukaryota, Metazoa, Chordata, Actinopteri, Cypriniformes, Cyprinidae. Gene Ontology annotation, biological process: lipid biosynthetic process; fatty acid metabolic process.